GCCAAUAAAAACUCAGAGAAGAAGGAGCUACCUUCCAGAUUGCAUCCGCAUCAGAGCUGAGUUGAACACGGUUAAAAUUCCUGCAACACAGAACUUCAGCGAAGCGAUCAACAUGCCUAUGUUUUUGGUAAAUACUAAUGUGGCCAAGAGUGACAUUCCGCCUGCACUGUUGUCUGAGGCCACAGAGGAACUGGCCAAGGCGAUGGGCAAACCUGUGCAGUACCUUGCUGUGCACAUCAUCCCAGACCAGUUGAUGAUGUUUGGAGGGAAAGCAGACCCUUGUGCUCUCUGCUCCCUUCACAGCAUUGGAAAGAUCAAAGGAGCUCAGAAACAAUACUCUAAACUACUGUGUGGACUGCUCAACAAACACCUGGGCAUCUCCCCCGACAGGAUCUACGUCAACUUCUUUGACGUGGAGGCAGCGAACGUAGCCUGGAACAACUCUACCUUCGGCUGAUCAGGGGAUCUGAACUUCAAUGGGAGCUGACCCCUCCUUUCCCCACACCUUAAUAACGGUAGUACAGCAUUAGAGUAGGCUGUGGAGAGACCAGCAGAGAUGCCCAGUUUCUGGGCUGACGUAGAGCAGCAUUGAUAAAUGCACUUAAAUGGACCCUUGCUUUAUGCAGACCCUUGGUUUGUACUGGAUCCUUGGCUUUGAUGUUCCAAUAAAGUGAUUCUCAUUGAUCACAA
Messenger RNA from Oncorhynchus tshawytscha (Chinook salmon), 690 nucleotides. Its product is annotated as macrophage migration inhibitory factor. Lineage: Eukaryota; Metazoa; Chordata; Actinopteri; Salmoniformes; Salmonidae. The transcript is spliced from 3 exons. Gene Ontology annotation, molecular function: cytokine activity; phenylpyruvate tautomerase activity. The record is from RefSeq and is a predicted model, not a curated record. Bases 113 to 457 code for a protein of 114 amino acids.